CGAGCAUUGGCGAGCGCGGACCCGCCCCUCCACACCAGCCAAUCGCGGACCACGCCGACCCCGAGGAGGCGGACCUGGCGGAGAUGCGGGGGCCAGCGCGCGGGAGGCGGGCGAGGGGGCCCCACCCGCGCGGAGGGGCGUGGCCGGCGCCGGUUCUUGCGGCCGAGCUCCGCUGCGGCGUGGGAAAGAGCCGCUAGGAGCCGACCGCGCCGCCGCGGGAGUCGCGCCUGCCCGGGCCCAGAGAGGGAGGGAGGAAGGGAGGAGGCAGGCGGGGAGGGUGCUGCGUCCCGCUCGGCGUCGCUGGUUUGGGCUGGGCUGUGCCUGGCGCCGUCUUCGUUGCAAUGAAGCGCCCUUGCGAGGAGACGACCUCCGAGAGCGACAUGGACGAGACCAUCGACGUGGGGAGCGAGAACAAUUACUCGGGGCAAAGUAGUAGCUCUGUGAUUAGAUCAAACUCCCCAACAACAACAUCUCAGAUUAUGGCAAGAAAGAAAAGGAGAGGGAUAAUAGAGAAAAGGCGUCGAGAUCGGAUAAAUAACAGUUUAUCUGAGUUGAGACGACUGGUGCCAACUGCUUUUGAAAAACAAGGAUCUGCAAAGUUAGAGAAAGCUGAAAUAUUGCAAAUGACUGUAGAUCAUUUGAAGAUGCUUCAGGCAACUGGGGGUAAAGGCUACUUUGACGCACAUGCUCUUGCCAUGGACUUCAUGAGCAUUGGAUUCCGGGAGUGCUUAACAGAGGUGGCCAGGUACCUGAGCUCCGUGGAGGGCCUGGACUCCUCGGAUCCCCUGCGGGUGCGACUGGUCUCUCAUCUCAGCACGUGCGCUUCGCAGCGGGAGGCAGCGGCCAUGACGUCCUCGCUGGCCCACCACCAUCACCCCCUGCACCCGCACCACUGGGCGGCGGCCUUCCACCACCUCCCCGCCGCCUUGCUCCAACCCAACGGACUCCACGCCUCCGAGUCAACGCCCUGUCGCCUCUCCACAGCUUCAGAAGUGCCUCCUGCCCACGGCUCCGCCCUGCUCACAGCCACGUUCGCCCAUGCGGAUUCUGCCCUUCGGAUGCCGUCGACGGGCAGUGUUGCCCCCUGCAUGCCACCUUUGUCCACCUCUCUCUUGUCCCUCUCGGCCACUGUCCACGCGGCCGCUGCAGCAGCCACCGCAGCGGCGCACAGCUUCCCUCUGUCCUUCGCGGGGGCCUUCCCCAUGCUCCCCCCGAACGCAGCUGCCGCGGUGGCAGCGGCCACAGCCAUCAGCCCGCCCCUGACGGUGUCAGCUGCGUCCAGCCCUCAGCAGACAAGCGGUGGAACAAACAGUAAACCUUACCGACCCUGGGGGACAGAAGUGGGAGCUUUUUAAGCUUUGAACUUCCUGCAAUACUAUAGUAACUGAAUGUCCUUCAUUUCAGUCAGCUUAAAGGCACCCUGAAAGUAGCCAUACAGAUGUCUACAGAUCCACAAAGGAACAAUAAAGCUAUUUGAGACACAAACCUCA
Molecule: messenger RNA, 1490 nt
Organism: Suricata suricatta (meerkat)
Lineage: Eukaryota; Metazoa; Chordata; Mammalia; Carnivora; Herpestidae
Gene: HEY2
Product: hes related family bHLH transcription factor with YRPW motif 2
Exons: 5
Coding region: 342-1355 (337 amino acids)
Biological process (GO): regulation of transcription by RNA polymerase II; anterior/posterior pattern specification; regulation of neurogenesis
Cellular component (GO): nucleus
Molecular function (GO): RNA polymerase II cis-regulatory region sequence-specific DNA binding; DNA-binding transcription factor activity, RNA polymerase II-specific; protein dimerization activity
Source: RefSeq, a predicted model, not a curated record